This is a messenger RNA of Astrephomene gubernaculifera, 2974 nucleotides long. The record is from the annotation of a GenBank genome assembly. Lineage: Eukaryota; Viridiplantae; Chlorophyta; Chlorophyceae; Chlamydomonadales; Astrephomenaceae.
CUUUAGUGCCCUGUUGAGAUUUUACCAGUGAAAAGCCUUCUAUACUUCGCCGCGUUGCUGGCGCCUGGCAUCUCCCAUCUCCUCUCGUAGCCCGUCUACCGACUUAUUUUCGUUGGCCGUAGAGAGUUAUGAGCACCAGAGACACCGCUCCGGUCUGAAACAUCAGCUAGUCGGGGCUGUUUGUCGACACAAAAAUGGCCCUUCCAUCCUGUUCCUUGAUGGGUAGUUACACCCUACCUCCUCACCGGCGCGGCAUAGGGCCCCCACGCGUCACCUCCACAACCUCCACUCCAGAUGUUCGGAAACUGACGCAGCUGGCCUGUGUCGCAGCUUCGGCCUCAGCAUCAGCAGGCAAAGGCAGCAACAUGGACAGGAACACGCCUCCGCCACAUGUUGGCCUCUCACCCGCCCAACAGCGGCAGCAGGCGGCGAAGACGAAGGGGGCGGAGCGCAAUAGACUGCACGAAGAGGAGAAGCGCAUGCAGCCACAGCUGCUACGGCAGCAGGAGCAGGAGCAAGAGGAGGAGCAGGAGCAGGAGCAGGAGGAGGAGCAGGAGGAGGAGCAGGAGGAGGAGCAGGAGCAGGAGCAGGAGGAGGAGCAGGAGGAGGAGCAGGAGCAGGAGCAAGAGGAGGAAAAGGGGGUUGACCCGGGGCAGCAGGCUGCCCGCACCCACCGCCCCCGCCGCCCCCGCGGCUACUGGAGCGGGCCGGGCAGCUGGGGGCGGCUGGGCGAGGAGGUGGCGGGCUUCGUGGCGGGUGCCUGGCUGCAGCUGCCGGCACCCGACAUGCCGGACAGGAGCUACUGGUACAACCAGGUGAGCGGCCGCACCAGCUGGCGCUGUCCCCCGGCAUUCCAGCAGCAGCUGCAGCCGCAGGGGGAACAACAGCAGGGGCAGCGGCUGCAGGGGCAGCGGCUGCAGGGGCAGCAGCAACACUUACUUCCGUACAGCUCGCCCCCUGUAGCCAGGCGGAGGGGUGGUGGUGGUGGCGGCGGCGACAUCGGUGGUGGUGGUGAGGGGUUUCGGUGGACGGCUGUGGAGGCGCCCGCGGACCGGGUGAUGCCGUCCCAAUCAGACGUGUUACAAGCCCGCCGCUACGACCUGCACGCCGCCAUCCGCUGCCACGGCGGCUACCUAAACGUAGCCCGGGCGCUGGGCCGGCGUGUCACGUGGGCCCUCUCCACUCGACUGUACGACAGCCCCUCGGCGCUCCGAAACCAGCUGGCGGUGGCGGCGCGGGAGCUGCAGCUGCCCCCGGCUGUGAUGCCGACCCAACAAGAGCUGCAGCAGUCCGGCCACGGAGCCCUCAUAGCCGCCGUACGACGCAACGGCGGUUUUAGAGCGGUUGCACGGCAGUUGGGGCUGACCCCGCGGUCCCGGCGGCGGCAGGAGCGGCCCAGUCAGCGCCGACCCAGGGGUCACUGGGACGACCCGGGCAGGCUGGCGCAGGAGCUCGCGGAGUUUGCGGAGGCGGCAAGGCGGGCGGAUGAUGCAGCUCCCCCCGCAGCAGCACCCCCGGUGGUACAGCCCGGGAAGACUCCACAAGAAGGCAUGGAAGAAGCAGCAGGCAUGCCCCCGACCCACACACCACCACUACCACCGGCCUGCUUGCCCCCGCAACCGCACCCACAACCCCAACCGCAACCGGCCCCAGAGCAGCUACCGCCACCCCGGCUGCCUACGCGCCAGCAGCUGGAGGCGGCGGGGCGGUUUGACCUGCUGUACGGCAUGACACGUCACCGGGCGGUACGGCAGCAGGUGGCGGCGGCGGGCGGGAUGGCGGCGGGCAGCCGGCGGGGCACCAACCGUAAUGCGUUGCGGCUGGAGGAUGUGGUGCAGGCGGUGGAGGCCGGCUGCCACACGCCCAAGAGCAUCCGGGCCCACCUGCAGGCGCACUGCGGGGUGCUCGUGUCCCGACAGCACCUGACGCAGUACUUGGUACGGCAGGCGCAGACGGAGGACGGCGCGUUGUUUAAGAUGUCGUACGGGCGCUACGGUGUACGGCAGAGCUCGGGAGGAGAGGGGCAAAGUAAGGGGGAGCCCCGCCGUUCUAGGAGUUGAGGCUGGCUCGGAGCCUCCUAUUCAGGAGGGCUGAAGUGGAAGAUGGGGGAGAGGAGGAGGAGCAGCACCCUGCGAGUGCUUUCUGGAGCUUGGUUGCAUUGAACGGGCUCCCUCAGAAGGGUAAGUAGGGAAACAGGAGUAUGGGACGGACGGGGACGGGAAGGGAUUUGUGAAAGGGCUUUGAGUGGUGGUAUCGGUAUCUCAUGGACUGUUUUGCCCCACAGCGCAGGUUGGCUGGCUGCUCAGUCCAGGCUGUGCACUUCCCAACCGGCUGCACUGCUUUGGUCGGCGCAGGGGCUUCGCAUACGGCUGUGUAGUUGAGCAGAAACACGCUGUCUGCUGCAUGCUGUCUGUUGAGUGGCUGGAGGACUAGGCCAGAAACGAUUUAUUUGACAUUUGAUAUUUAUAUACCGGUAUGACAAGUACCAUGUCAACGUGCGUAACGACAUGCCCUGCGGCUUUACCAUGGGGCUGGCUUCCAUGUGAUAAAGCAGAUAAACAUGUCAUUAUGGGUGUUGCCGCAUGGCAUAUACGUACGACUGGGCGACGGUUGAAUCUUACAAGUUUUGUGAUGCGGGCCAACAAACAAAGUCCACAAGCCUGCUGACCCACGGGUCGAAAGAGACGUACACUGUUCGUUAAGACGUUAAUGUGGCGUGUUUCACGUUCAAUAGAAACGUCAAGUGUUAAAGUAUAUAAUGUACGUGUUAACGUGAAGUGCUACUGUAAAAAACAUAAGUGUUAACUUGAAGUGCUAAUGUACAAAAGGUCCGUGUCCUGCAACAGUAAGCGGUAAGCGCUGGUUUAUUACUGGUGCCUUCCAAAGACCCGACUUGCAAAGACCCGACAACGUGACGUGCCAGUGAUGGCGCAUGCAUGGCUAAGAAAUUGCCAUCCGCAUUGCGGUACACAAG